GGCGGGGCCCAGGGCUGCACUUUGUUGAGGGUUCCUGCGCGAUGUCUCGCUGUAGUUCUCUAACUCUGCUGGCCCUGCCGGCCCUGCUGGCCCUGCUGGCCAUGCUGGUCCUGCCCAGCGUGGACGCUAUUGUUCAUAUUCCAAGAGUUCAAGUUUAUUCUCGUCUUCCAGCAGAGAAUGGGAAGCCUAACUACCUGAAUUGCUAUGUCUCUGGGUUUCAUCCACCCCAGAUUGACGUAAAAUUGUUAAAAAAUGGCAAGGAGAUGGAGACGGAACGGUCCGAUCUUUCUUUUAGCAAAGACUGGACUUUCUAUCUCCUGGCGCAUGCUGCUUUUACCCCAAAUGACGAAGAUGAAUACGCCUGCAGUGUUACACACAUCUCACUCAGUACACCAAUGGUAGUUAAGUGGGAUCGAACCAAGUAACUAACAGAAGCAGAAUGAAGAUACCCCAAUUUGGGCAGCACUAAUUCCAAAUUGUUUCUUUGCUUUUUGCUGUUGAUAAGUUCGUAUACUUUAUGCACCCAGUAAGGAAAUGAUCAUGACGUUGAUGUAGGCAUUAUCUUUGUAAUUCUACUUCAGACACUGUCUGCAUGUUUAUGUUUCCAUGAAGUCAAAACUUCAGAAAAGAGAAAAACUGCAUACUAAUAUUUGGAUCUUAAGUAUCUUAAACAAUAAAAUCUUUUAUUAGAAACCUUA
Molecule: messenger RNA, 698 nt
Organism: Octodon degus (degu)
Lineage: Eukaryota; Metazoa; Chordata; Mammalia; Rodentia; Octodontidae
Gene: B2m
Product: beta-2-microglobulin
Exons: 4
Coding region: 42-425 (127 amino acids)
Biological process (GO): antigen processing and presentation of exogenous peptide antigen via MHC class II; positive regulation of T cell activation; peptide antigen assembly with MHC class II protein complex
Cellular component (GO): MHC class II protein complex
Molecular function (GO): MHC class II protein complex binding
Source: RefSeq, a predicted model, not a curated record